GGUUACUGACUGCGUCAUUGAAUUUUCGCAUGCGGAAGUGAAAGUGUUGACAGCGUUUAUAUUUUCUUCCUAAGCUGGUGAUUAACUCGUAAAAACAGCAUAUAAAAAGACUCUCUGAGCAGCAUCGCCAAUAUGUCUGCCGCAAACCCGAAACAAACGAUAAUGAAUCCAACGAUUCCUUAUGCUGGUACCAUCCUGGGCGGACUUCAACCCGGAGAGAUGGUGCUCAUUCAGGGCAGUGUUCUCAAUGAUUCAGACCGAUUUCAGGUUGACUUGACCUGCGGGAGCAGCAUGAAGCCUCGGGCAGACGUGGCCUUUCAUUUUAAUCCUCGCUUCAAGCGGUCUCCCUACAUCGUCUGUAACACACUGCAGAAGGAGUACUGGGGGAAAGAGGAGAUCCACUACCUGAUGCCCUUCAGACACGGAGCUGCCUUUGAGAUCAUCAUACUCGUGCAGAAGGAUUUGUUCAAGGUGGCGGUAAAUGGCUCUCACCUGCUGGAGUACAGGCACAGGCUGGAGCUCAAGAAGGUGGACACGCUGGCCAUAUCAGGGAAGGUUCAGAUUCAAGCCAUUGGGUUUAUUCCCAGUUCAGUGAGCAAGAGCUCCAUAACACCUUCAAAUGCAGUUGCAAGCAAAAGAUCACAGCCUUAUUCAGUCAUGUCGGAGUCAGGUGACACGAGUCUUCCAUUUAAGAGCAAACUGGCGAAAGGAUUGAGUCCAGGAGAUUCCAUUAUGGUGAAGGGGCAGAUCUCUGGUUCCCCAGAGAGUUUCGCUGUUAACCUGCGCAUCAGUAACUCAGAGGACAUUGCUUUUCACUUAAACCCUCGUUUCAAAACAGGUUCCUUCGUUAGAAACUCUUUCCUGUCUGGUUGUUGGGGGGUUCAGGAGACCUCCAUCCCCAGCUUUCCCCUUUCACCCGGGCAAUACUUUGAGAUGAUCAUCCUGUGUGAGGCUCAGGAGUAUAAAGUGGCAGUAAACGGGUUCCACCAGCUGAAAUACAAGCACCGUGUGCAGGAUCUAAGUUGCGUGGAUGUGAUCGAGAUUUUGGGAGAUCUAGAGCUUAAGGAUGUGAAGAUCUGGUGAGCAGCUCCAGCUUGACGACCAUUUUCCUCCAACCAAGUGUAUUUAAUCAACCUGAGACUCCUGCAGCUGAAGCUAAUCUGUACUAUUGAAGUUUAUUCAAGUAUUCAAUAAUUUGAAUUUGGGCUAAAAUGCGUCCUGGUGUGGCCGUUCUCAUCUGACCGAACAUUAUACUCCUCAACCACUUUGUCUAACAGUUAGCAUGUUUGAAGUUUUAUUCUUUGUUGUUUUGUUGGCUUGUUUGUUUUAAGUGUUAAAUUUCAGUUGAUUAUAAUAUUGAUAAGGUGUGAUCUGAAUGACAAGAAGUUGCCCAUGACUAAGAUAAACCCCAGUCGCUGAUUAUUAGUUGAGGAGAUUUGGAGAUGAUUUGAACUUGAGCCUGAUUGAGGUGCAGUUGUCUCCACGACUUUUUGUGUGGAACACGAAAACUAAACAUGGUUGCAAUGGGUCAAAAAAGGUUGCAACAGAUGGACGGAAAAAAAAAUACCAUCUGGCAGGAUGUUAAUGGUUGUGUGACUGUAAUUGUACUGUCUGUCUAGCCAUUUGUUUUCCGAAUCAUUCCAAGCUAAUUUCCAGGCAUUUGGAAAAUUACAGAUUGCAGCUUUGAAUUUUACACUGUUAGGGCAAAAACAGGGCUGAAAAACAUACCCAUCCAUUAACCAUCCCAAUCAUGAGUAUAAUAAUUGAAGUUGAGUUUCUUAAAACAUUUCAAUUUCCUUCCUGCGGGGAUGUGUCAUUUUUACAUCAGACAAGCAUUUGAUUUGCUAAUGCAAGGCCUGCACUAAUGCAUUUGACUUGGCAUGAUAGGAAUAUCAAAUCAAUAAAUCACGUUCACCAUUGGUUUCCAGAACUAAAGAUAAGCACUUUUUUUUUUUUGGUUUGUUUAUAUUUAUAGUUAAUAACAGAACUAUGCAACAUUCCAGCAGCCAAAAUUGCUUUUUGCUACUACUAGUUUUAUGAAUUAUCUGAUAAUUUGUUUUAUAUAUAUAUAUAUAAAAUUUGUGUUUUGUUCCUCUGAUAUCUGUUGAUAAAUGCAUUAAAGAUAAGCAAUAUAAUAAAAAUAUAUAAUACAU
This is a messenger RNA of Onychostoma macrolepis, 2153 nucleotides long. It is a transcript of the gene lgals8a, whose product is annotated as galectin 8a. Gene Ontology annotation, molecular function: carbohydrate binding. Bases 133 to 1083 code for a protein of 316 amino acids. The transcript has 9 exons. NCBI's taxonomy places the organism in Eukaryota, Metazoa, Chordata, Actinopteri, Cypriniformes, Cyprinidae. The record is from RefSeq and is a predicted model, not a curated record.